Ostrea edulis (European flat oyster) is the source of this 2967-nucleotide messenger RNA. RefSeq lists its product as uncharacterized. The record is from RefSeq and is a predicted model, not a curated record. The transcript has 2 exons. Lineage: Eukaryota; Metazoa; Mollusca; Bivalvia; Ostreida; Ostreidae. The coding region runs from base 1 to 2967 and encodes 988 amino acids.
AUGAGCUACAUUAAGAACGACCCAGGACUAAACUACGAUAACAACAACAACAUGGAAAAACAUCCAAUGAGCACCCCGCGCAACAGAGUCAAUGUAAAAAUGACAGACACCAACACCAACGUUAAGCCAGUGAAAACAGUCUUCAAACAUCCAAGGUGUAUUAUUCAUAUAAAUUCAAAGCAUGAUUUGAAUGACUGUAAGGCAUUUAGACUGAAACCCUUAGAAGAGAGACGUCGACUUCUGAAAGAUUCUGGUGUCUGCUUCAAAUGCUGUGCUUCGAAGGACCAUAGGAAACGUGAUUGCACAACUGUCAUUGUGUGCAGAGAUUGCGGAAGCCACAAUCAUUGCAGAGCUCUGCACAUUAAUACGACGACUGAUUGGCCUAAAGGGAGAAAUAAUGGCGUGGAGGGACCCAUUAAACCACCGAAUGUUGACAAUACAUGCACUGAAAUUUGUGGAAGGAAUGUCGAUGGAAAAUCCUGUGCAAAGAUCUUACCAGUUUAUGUGACAAACAAAAACAUCCCUCAGACACAAAUAAAGGCAUACGUCAUUCUGGAUGAGCAAAGCAAUAAAACAUUAGCAAGAUCUGAACUGUUUGAUUCCUUUGGAGUGAACAGUGUCUUGAUGGAAUACAUUCUGAGGAGCUGCUCUGGAAAAUCACAAAUGUUUGGGAGAAAAUCUGGUGGAUUCAUCAUACAAUCAGUCGACAUGUCAGCCAAGAUUGUUUUGCCUGAAAUUAUUGAGUGCAGAGACAUCCCAAACAAUAGAAAUGAGAUCCCGACUCCAGAAGCGAUGAGACACUAUUCACAUUUAUGCGACAUAGCGAACAAACUUGAACCCAUAGAUGCAGAUGCCGAUAUCCUCCUUCUGAUAGGAAGAGAUGCAAUUGAGGUACAUCAUGUACUGGAGCAAGUUGUCGGACAUUUGCCCCAGAGGCUCAAGCUGGGAUGGGUAGUCAUGGGAGAAAUGUGUUUGGGCAGAAACCACAAACCGGAUAGCAUAAGUGUCUGCAAGACUUAUCAGACAUCCCAAGGAGGACCGACUGUUCUACCCCCUUGUCCUAACAAGUUUGAUGUGCUCGAACCAGCUAAUUGCAUUUCUUACCCAAAGUCUCAGGACAUGAUCAAUACUAAGCUGGCAUCAGAUGUCUUCAUGCAGACUGAUCUAGAUGACACUAUGGGACCCUCGAUCGAAGACAGAAAGUUCUUAAGUUUGAUGAACAAAGAACUUUACAAUGAUGAAGCUGGACACUGGUAUGCACCACUUCCCUUUUGUGUUCCUCGCAAGAAACUACCAAACAACCGUGCGAUGGCUGUUCAACGAUCCAGGUCUCUGGAACGAAGUCUAAGACAGGAUCCAGUGAAACGAGAACAUUUCUUUGAAUUUAUGAAUGAACUCUUUGAAAGCAACCAUGCUGAAGUUGCAUCUGCACUACAUUCCGGGGAAGAAUGCUGGUACCUUCCGGUGUUUGGGGUCUACUACCCCAAGAAGCCUGGACAGAUACGAUGUGUGUUUGACUCCUCAGCAAUCUUCGAAAGCGUCUCAUUAAACGGUGUGCUAUUGUCGGGACCCGAUCUCACGAAUAGCCUGAUAGGAGUUCUCAUGCGUUUUCGAAUUGAGCAGAUUGGAAUUAUGGCUGAUAAACAGAAAAUGUUCUAUUCGUUUACUGUAAGAGAAGAUCAUCGAAGCUAUCUGAGAUUUCUAUGGUACAAAGAUAAAGACUUCAACAAGGACAUAAUUGAAUACAGAAUGCGGGUGCACGUAUUUGGAAAUAAACCAUCACCCGCCAUUGCAAGCUAUGCUCUUCAGAAGACAGCGGAUAUCGCAUCUGAAACAUCUGGAAAAGACAUCAAGAAGUUUGUACAAAGAAACUUCUAUGUUGAUGAUGCUCUGACUUCGGUUUCGUCUGCAGAAGAAGAUAUCGACCUUCUCACAAGAACCAAGGAUGCUCUGAUGACUUUAGGAAAGAUCCGUCUCCACAGGUUUGCAUCCAAUAGUGGAGAAGUAAUGGCUAACUUACCUCUGCAAGACCUCUCCAGGGAGCGCAAGAAUGAAACCCCUUUCAUCCGACGUGGUGUACUGUCCUCCGUAAGCAGUCUCUUUGAUCCCUUUGGACUCAUAGCCCCUGUGACCAUACAAGGCAAGCUUAUUCUUCGUGACCUGAUUUCAGGAACAGUGGAUUGGGACGAACCCCUCUCUGAAAAUCAUAGAGUGCAGUGGGAGCAGUGGAAAAAUUCUCUGAAGGCAUGCGAGAACGUAUUUAUCCCAAGAGCCUACACACCCGUCUCCUUACGAAAUGUGGUAAGAGUAGAAAUUCAUACCUUUUGCGACGCUUCUGAGAGAGCUAUAGCUGCAGUUUCCUACUUAAGAUCAGUCUAUCAAGAUGAAACUUCCCACACCAGACUCUUGAUGGGAAAAGCCAAGGAUGCACCGAAGCAUGGAACAACUAUACCCAGACUUGAGCUGUGUGCCGCAGUCUUGGCAGUUGAGGUCUCAAACAUUGUCAGAAGAAAUAUGGACAUCAACAUUGAUGUUGUAAAGUUUUACACGGACAGGAAGAUUGUUCUGGGCUAUUUACACAACGAGACCAGGCGAUUCUAUGUUUAUGUAGCGAACAGGGUACAGCAUAUCAGACAGUUGACGUAUCCUGAUCAAUGGCAGUACGUACCCACACAGAAAAACCCAGCAGAUCUGGCUACUAGAUCUGUACCUGCUGACAAAAUGAGUAACAGCAUAUGUCUCAAGGGACCGAAGGAAUUUUUGGAUGGUCGUCAUGAUGAAGGUUUGCUGGAACUUUCUAAGGACUCUUACUCUCUAGUGAGCCCUUGUGAAGACAAGGAAGUACGUCCCAUUGAGAAAGUUGAUACAUGCUUGACCAAAAUUUUAUCAGAUCCUGGCAUUGAACUCAGAUCACACCGAUUUGAGCGGUUCUCGAACUGGAGAAAACUUGUAGGAGCAUGUAAUUAG